AUGCCGGGAAUACUGCCCAUGAAGGUGAUCAAGGUGGGAACCAGCACGCAAAGCCGGAUCGCCCAAGCCUGCGACCGCUGUAGGAGCAAGAAAAUCCGAUGCGAUGGAAUACGCCCAUGCUGCACGCAAUGUGCCAAUGUCGGAUUCGAGUGCAAGACCAGCGACAAACUGAGCCGGCGCGCGUUCCCCAGGGGAUACACAGAAAGUUUGGAGGAGAGAGUCAGGGUCCUGGAGGCUGAGGUUCGCGACCUGAAAGACUUGCUGGAUGAGAAGGACGAAAAGAUCGAUAUGCUAUCCAAGAUGCACGGGAAUCACCGCCGGCCGUCCGUAAGCUCCGGUUCGGGUAUGCAAUCGAGCGCGAAUUCGCCGGCCGAGACCAGGCCAGGGAGAGAGCCGACGCCGCCCAAGGAGGACACAUUCAAGAUCCAAGCCUCACCGCUUCUGCUUGGGGUUGAGAACUCAGACUCGUACUUCAUGGGUCCAUCAAGCGGGCGAGGCUUCGUAGAGGCCUUCAAGCGCAAAUUGCAAGAAGCCGGAAAGCCAUCCUCGGACUUCAACACCGAUGCCUUCUUGCAUAUACAGGGUUGUUACCCUCUAGUGUCCAAAGACUCAGCCGUGCCGAUGAGAGUUCCGCCACGUCUCUUCACUGACCGAUGUGUCAAUGUCUAUUUCCAGGAGUGGGCGCCGUUGUUCCCCGUCAUACACAAACCGACGUUCCUACGCAUCUAUGAAGAAUUUGUGUCGGACCCUGAAAAGGUCAAGAACAACCACAAGCUUGCACAAUUGCACCUUGUCUUCAGCAUCGCUGCUCUCUCUAGCGACAGGCCGGAUUUGGUCCAGAUCGCUUCUUGUGAGCAACAAUGGCAACGGUCAGUCGAGGCAGUUCUCAUGGAGAACACCAUGAACACCCUGCAAUGCCUGGUGCUUGCCUUGAUAUACUGCACAGUAAGGGCAGACUAUAAGCGCCUCCAGCACUACAAGGGAAUCGCGGUCGGCCUGUCUCACCGCCUCGGUCUUCACCAGAGUCAAAAGCGGUUCUCGUUCGGAGCCCUCACGAUUGAGACCCGCAAAAAGGUCUUCUGGACACUCUACACGUUGGACUGCUUCUCUGCUGCAAUUCUGGGGCUUCCUAAGCUUAUCAAGGAAGAGGACGCCCACGCGGAAUACCCCUCCGACACCGACGACGAAUACGUCACCGAGAAAGGCUUCCAGCCGACGCUCCCUGGAGAAUACACGAAGCUCUCGUCUGCUUUGGCCCUCUUCCGAGCUGCUCGCAUCAUGGCCAAGGUGCUCGAGAAGCUCUAUCCAGCCGCAACUUCGUACGACCUCUCCUUGCAGCAAAUGUCCGCGCUUGAAGCAGAGCUCGACAACUGGUCCGAAAACCUGCCCCAGCACUUGAAGCUCACUUUCCGGCAAGACAAGCCGUCAACAGAUGUCACUGGUAGCAGGUCACCGUUGUUGUCUCUUACGUAUUACUACAUUCGAACACUUAUCUACAGACCAGCCAUUGGCUCCAGCCUCGGUCACAAGGCGGCACCAGCCCGACUAUCUGUGAGCGAAUCAGCGAAGCACAUGAUUCAAAUUGCUCAGUUGCUCGAAGAGAGGAGCAUGUCGUUCUCUUUCUGCCUCAACAAGGCCGACCUUCUGUUGAUCUGUGGCAUGACGCUGUUGUACCAAGGGAUGGAUCUGAAGCAAGACAGUAAGAUGCUAAAGGACAAUGAGCGGCUUGUGAAUGCCGUCAUCAAAAUUGUCGAGCGGAUCAAGGCGCCUAGUACGCACGAUUUCAAGCGAAUCGCGAGCGUGCUUAUCAGCCUCGACGAACCGAUUAGCUCAUUACCAACGCCGCCGAGGCAGAGUCCGGACACGAGUAUGGCUGCGCCACCGCCGCAACAACAGCGGACAUCGCCAGCCCCGAGACCAAAGAAGAAGUCGUCGCAUGGACACCAGUCCCAACAAUAUCCCCUUGGUCGGCAUUCAGGCGCAAGCAUGAGCGAGACCGAUCUGCUGUCGCAACAGGAGAAGCUGCGAAGAAUGACCAUGCCGAACCUAACCCCCGUGCCCGGCACGGGACGGCCGGACCUACAUCGGUCCUCCUCUCGCACGUCCUUCGACAGCGUCAGGCCAAAUCCAGCUUCGAUCAUGCAGCGCCGUGACCAACGUCUAUCCACCUCGCAGGCUGCCAUGAUAGCCAGAGUGUCAUCGGGACAAAAGACGAAUCUAGAUUUCCUCUCAUUAGGAAAUGGACCGAACCAGCCUGGCUCGUCCUCACCGGCCCAGAAUCACCACCCCUCGUCUAGUGGGACCCCGACCCAACAGCACUACGCACCCAUUCAAGUUCCACCCAAAGCUGCUGCCGGAGGCGUGUCAUCAUCCGAAUGGGAGGCCCUACUUGGCCAAAUCGAUGGUGGACAAAUCAAUCUCUACGACGCCAUCUACGGGGGUCCUCAGGUAUCGCUGGAGACACCCGUGAACUCAGCGGUAGAGGGGAGCUGGUCGCCCGACUCACUGGACCUGUCGACAUUCAACCUGGGUGACUUCAGCACCACGCAGGGUGGGAGCUUAAGCGAAGAGAGUCUAAGCUCUGUGUCUGGGGGUGACGAUCUGUCAUCUCUGGACUUCCGCGACUUCCAGGGUAAUCAUGGGACGAUGAUUCCUGGGGCUGGGGAUGAAGGUUUUAUGAUGGAGGGGAUGCCAGUGGGUAGCAAUUUUGGGCUGUGA
Molecule: messenger RNA, 2718 nt
Organism: Diaporthe amygdali
Lineage: Eukaryota; Fungi; Ascomycota; Sordariomycetes; Diaporthales; Diaporthaceae
Exons: 3
Coding region: 1-2718 (905 amino acids)
Biological process (GO): regulation of DNA-templated transcription; DNA-templated transcription
Molecular function (GO): zinc ion binding; DNA-binding transcription factor activity, RNA polymerase II-specific; DNA binding
Source: RefSeq, a predicted model, not a curated record